UAUAUUUUUGCUUGUUCUAAAUUUCUAAACCAUACAGCUGAUUGGGAAGCUGGAGGAAAAGUGCAACCUGCUGCCUUCCGACUAUAAGAAAGCACUGUCUGCAGAGCCCGAUGAGAUCAUGUACACAACCCCCGGGGAUGUGGGAAUCUUCUACGAUGACAACGGUAGGAAGUUUGUCAGCAUCUUGAUGCGUUUCUGGUAUCUAACGAGCGCGCGCCUUCCCGAAGACUCCAUGGAGGGAACUCGUAUCUUCCAGAUGGCCAUUGGAGAAGGAGAACCAGAAACUAAGAGACUGCUUACUGCAAUUUAUGAAUUCCAGAGGGAGUUUACUAAAGGAGUUCCUCCAGACUGGAUCAUCACCAGGAUAGAGCACUCCAAGCUUUUGGACUGAGGUGGUGUUGAAAGAAAAAUAGUCACAGCUCAAGAUUAUCCGCACUGGGGGGAGUGAGACACAGCUCCUCAACGAAAAGGACUAAGUUGGAUUUAUCCACAAUUUACUUAAGCAAAGACACAGGAGCCAAUCACAGCCGCUCUACUAAAUACCACCUUGGACUCCUGGUUUGUUUCAUGACGUAGAAAUUAGAGAUUCAAGCCUGAUUUGGCUUGUAACCCCUGCUCUCAAGAGUCGAACACUUUCAGGAAGAAAGUGUUAUCUUCCAGUUGACAGUCAUGUGAUCCCAGAUGGGUGGGGUCUUCAGACAGGUUAACAGCGACCAGCUGAUUUGAAAUGAAUACAUUGUGAUGGUGCUGAUGCGAUAAAUGUCUCCCAGCUCAAUUUAACCUGAGUCUGACGAAGUGACUGAAACCUCUGAGAUUUUUAAAAUCUUUUUUCAGUCUUUGAUCUGCUGCUGUGUAUUCUCAUCUUUAAAAGCUUAACACAUUAUGAGAUUAAACACUUCAUGUGAAAUCAUUCCUUGAGAGAAAACACUCACUGUUUUUCAGAGAAGACCGACUGACGU
This is a messenger RNA of Neolamprologus brichardi, 959 nucleotides long. Lineage: Eukaryota; Metazoa; Chordata; Actinopteri; Cichliformes; Cichlidae. The record is from RefSeq and is a predicted model, not a curated record.